This is a messenger RNA of Paramuricea clavata, 546 nucleotides long. NCBI's taxonomy places the organism in Eukaryota, Metazoa, Cnidaria, Anthozoa, Malacalcyonacea, Plexauridae. The record is from the annotation of a GenBank genome assembly.
UUAACGAUUGGCUUAGACGUCGCGUGUCAGGGGAAACUCUCGAAGCUGUGCUGUACGAGAACGAGGCUGCUAUAAAUCCUGUCUCUUUGGACCUCUACAUUCGUCCCCAUGCUCGCUCGGUCAGUGAUGUUGAUUAUCACAAACUCGAAUAUAACAUUCAUGAAAUGCUUAUACGUGAGGGAUUCGCUAUCCGCGCCGCAUCGCCUCAGAGUACUGACACUAGUGAUGACGUCAGUCCUCCUUCGUCGCCUAGCGACCAAGUGGUGAAAUCUGAAAGCAUUCUCAGUUCUUCAGUGACCAGCGGAUUCCAUGAUGCACCAUCACCUGUAUUUGAUGUAAACACCCAUGACGUAACCUCGCCUGGUUGUCAUGGUGAUGGCGUGGUAUGUCGUGUACCGCCGCCUCAUAUUCCAGUUGACUCUGAUGGAUCAGUGUAUAUGCUGGCCUCACAUAUCGUCAGUCCGGGAGAGUUUUAUGUGCAUUUUAUUUCGAGCGAAGCUGGCAUGCUGGAUUGUCUGAUGACAGAUAUGAAUCAGACUUAUAAAG